AUGGCCGCGCCUAUUUCGAGCCCUCAAUGCGUACCUUCAUCUGAUACUGAUUAUCCAGAUACACCCUUCUUCCGAGGACCUCUUCAGCCAUCCAGACUCGAAUGCGAUGUGGUGGAACUCGAGAUCUCCGGCAACCUCCCCAAGGACAUCAACGGCACCUUCUUUCGCGUCCAGCCCGAUCCCAGGUUCCCUCCAGUAUACGAGGAAGAUGUCAACUUCAGUGGUGAUGGAAUGGUCAGCGCAAUUCAGUUCCGCAAUGGCCACGUCGACUUCAAGCAACGUUACGUGAGAACCGAUAGAUUCAACGCCGAGGACAAACAUCGAAAGGCCAUGUUUGGAAGAUAUCGCAAUGCAUACACCGACAACGAGAUGGUCAAAGGGAUCAUUCGAACUGUUUCAAACACCAAUGUGUACUUCUGGCGUGGUACGCUUCUUGCGUCGAAAGAAGACGGACCUCCUUUUGCGAUGGAUCCAGUUACCCUCGAAACUCUUGGUCGCUACGACUUUGAAGGCCAGAUAAAAGCUCCCUGCUUCACGGCGCAUCCAAAGAUGGAUCCAGACACUGGAGAGAUGGUUGCUUUUGCAUACGAAGCUGGAGGCAACGGCCACGACGGUUCUUGCGACAUUGCAGUCUGGACCUUUGAGCCCGAGCAUGGGAAACUGACGCAUGAACGCUGGUACAAAGCUCCAUUUUGUGGCAUGAUCCAUGACGCUGCUCUGACCAAGAAUUACUUGAUCUUGCCCAUGACUCCUCUCAAAUGCGAACUUGAUCGUCUGAAGAAAGGGGGCAAUCAUUGGGCAUGGGAUCCGAACGAGGACCAAUACUACGGAAUUGUGCCUCGGAAAGGCGACGAAGACAUCAUUUGGCUGCGAGCAGAUAAUGGCUUCCAUGGGCAUGUUGUUGGGGCAUACGAAGAUGAAAACGGUCACAUCGUCUGCGACUUGACCGUAGCCGAUGGCAAUGUCUUCUUUUGGUGGCCCCCGGAUGAAGCAGCCGCUGGCCCUCAUUCCAUGCAAGCCAAGGCGCGACAGAAGUUGAUCUCAGACACUUUUCGCUGGGUGUUUGACCCAAAGAGCAAGACAAACACGAGAGUGACGCCUUUCAAGAAGUAUGGAACCAACGGGGAGUUUUCGAAGCAAGACGAACGCUUCCUCUCAAAGCCAUACAAUCACUUCUGGCAGUUACAGAUGGAUGCGACUCGCCCAUACGAUAUUCAGCGCUGUGGACCACCAGCUGGUGGGCUAUGGAACGUUCUUGGGCAUUACAACUGGGAGACAGAGAUCAAGGACGUCUAUUUCGCAGGCCCAACUUGCACGUUUCAAGAACCCGUCUUUAUCCCCAGAGAGGGGUCUAAAGGUGAAGGUGAUGGCUACUUGGUUGCAAUUCUCAACCACCUGGAUGUUCAAAGAAACGACAUCCUGGUGUUUGACGCAUUGAACCUGUCGCAGGGCCCACUCGCCGUGGUGCAUCUGCCGCUUCGGCUUCGGAUGGGACUUCAUGGGAACUUUGUGGAUCAGCGGGAGAUUGAAGAAUGGGAGAAACGGAGGAGCAAGACUGGGGAUGUUGGACCGGCAAAGAUUGCGACUGAGCCGCUGCCUUGGCAAGUUGCAGAGGCCAGAGCGGAGAAACAAUGA
This is a messenger RNA of Fusarium vanettenii 77-13-4, 1635 nucleotides long. RefSeq lists its product as uncharacterized. Gene Ontology annotation, molecular function: carotenoid dioxygenase activity. Lineage: Eukaryota; Fungi; Ascomycota; Sordariomycetes; Hypocreales; Nectriaceae. The record is from RefSeq and is a predicted model, not a curated record. Gene Ontology annotation, biological process: carotene catabolic process. The transcript is spliced from 3 exons. The coding region runs from base 1 to 1635 and encodes 544 amino acids.